Molecule: messenger RNA, 6202 nt
Organism: Cydia pomonella (codling moth)
Lineage: Eukaryota; Metazoa; Arthropoda; Insecta; Lepidoptera; Tortricidae
Gene: Pi3K21B
Product: phosphatidylinositol 3-kinase regulatory subunit gamma
Exons: 4
Coding region: 483-1805 (440 amino acids)
Biological process (GO): phosphatidylinositol phosphate biosynthetic process; insulin receptor signaling pathway
Cellular component (GO): phosphatidylinositol 3-kinase complex
Molecular function (GO): 1-phosphatidylinositol-3-kinase regulator activity
Source: RefSeq, a predicted model, not a curated record
AUAAUAUAUAGAUAGGCAUAGAAGCACUGAAAUAUGGCGGACAGAGACACAGCAGACUGAGUUUUAAUACUUGCAAGUUUUAUAAUUUUGAUAUUUAAUUAGAAUUCCAUGUCUUUACUUUUGUUACAACUGCAUUAACGUUUAAUCCAAGUUUUGUGUCACCGCGAGUUAUAGUUAUCUCCAGGAAACGAUGAACAAUGUGCCCUAGUAACUGUCAUUGCUCUCGCCCAUUUCCUUUGUGAACCAAAUUGCUCCGGUUUAUGUGUCCGCGAAGUUCUUCUGAACCAUGACUUACAACUGAAGUGUUAAUGUUAUUUAAGUGAUCUUACUAGUUCUACCAAUGUUUGUAAAGUGCAUUUGAUGACCGCUUGGUUAGGUUCAGGCGGAAGUAGUGCUAGUAGUAGUAGCCGGAAUCUGGUUAGAUAUCGAGCUUAUUGAGUGCAGUUUAGUAGUUUGAGUGAUUCGGUGCUUAUAAUGAAAUAAUGGUUGAAAUAGGCGCCCCUCCGCAGCCACCUGAAGAAUGUCUCGAAAACUGUGAAUGGUACUGGGGUGACAUCACAAGAGAUGAGGCAAAUGAAAAACUUAGAGAUACUCCUGAUGGCACUUUCCUAGUUCGCAAUGCAUCAAAUAAAGGCAGUGGAUAUACAUUGACUGUCCGCAAAGGAGGAACCAACAAAUUGAUAAAGAUAUACUAUCAAGAUGGACGCUAUGGAUUCUGUGAACCAUUCCAGUUUGCUUCUGUUGUGGAACUGGUCAGGUUCUACACGCAGUGCUCCCUCGCACACUGCAACCGCAACCUGGACAUCACUCUUAUGUACCCUUUGUUACGAUCCCAAGAAAAUGAUGGGGGUGAAAAUGACAGUGAAGAAACACUUGAAGCUGAAUAUAAAAAUAUACAUAAACAAUAUGUCCUUAAAACAAGGAACUUUGAUGAAUGUUCUGACAAAUACAUGAGAUUGAGAGAGGAAGUUAAAGCGAAGAAACAAGCUCUAGAUGCAUUCAACGAGACUGUUAAAGUUUGUGAAGAACAUCUCCGAUAUCAAGAUGAAAUGCAGUCUAAAGCACAACCGCAUGAGAAAACAGAUCUUAUACAAAAUAACAAGCAGUUAAUAUCAAGAGUCAACAGCUUGAAGCAAGCGAGUUAUGAUCUGCACAAUUUACUUCGGGUUACUGUAAAAGAAAACUUGAAGCUUGAGAGAGAGAUAACUCAACUGAAGCCACAAAUAGUAGACCUCUUCAAGAAAAAAGAUCUGCAUAAAAUAUGGCUCCAGAGGCGUGGUAAGACUGAUGAGUAUUUAACAAAUUUAGAAGAGGAUAACAUACAUAAGUUAGAAGAGUUAUAUGCACAUCGCGAAAUGAAAAGUUGGAUGGUAGAAAAUUGCACUCGCGCCCAUGCAGAGAAAAUUCUAGAUGGAAAACCAACAGGCACAUUUUUAAUACGUCCAAAUUCUGGAGGGCAACUUGCACUAUCCAUAUGUUGCAACAACAUUGUCUACCAUUGCAUUAUAUUCAAGACUGAAAGAGGUUAUGGUUUUGCUGAACCAUAUAAUGUUUACAAGACGUUAAAUGAGCUUGUUCUACAUUACGCCAUUAACUCACUAGAUGAACACAACGACCAACUCCGAACCACACUCAAGUAUCCCAUCAAUGCUCAUCUAGUUAGCAAGCCAGAAAAGAAACAGUCACAUGAAAGUGAACACCUGGAAGCCCAGCAUAGAGAAUUCCAUCAAAUGGAGUCCCAGGCUUCACACCAGCAGAGGCCCAGGCAGACUGUACCAGAUGAUACUUUAUGUGAGUCUUGCUGAAUCUAGUCUUCUAUUUAUUGAUAGAUGACUGGUGUGAUCUUUCACUUAUGUGAUAAAAGGUGUCAUGAGGUUCAAGUCAUUCCUGUAUGUAUAAACAGAUGUACUGAUCUCGUGUUCCCAAAAAAAUAUUGUAUUAUUAGCCUGGUUCUUUUGGCUUUGAAAUGAUCAACAACCUGGCUAUACUAUUAUAUCGGAUCUGAAUAAUGUCUAAAAUACGAUGAUAAGUAUGUGAUGGUACUAAUAACUAUGCAUAUUAUCAUGUGAUAUUUUCCAUUGCUUAAUACUUCUACUAAAAGAGGUAUGUAAAAAUUUGAAUGGCCCAAUCAACAACGAAAGUAUAAAUUUGUAUUGCGUCCAGUUUUUGAUGAAUUUGAUUGGGAAGUGAAAGGGCGCGUGAGGGAACAGAAGUAUUGUAUGAAGUAUAAUAUUUAAGUUACAUGCUUUCUGUAAGUAGCUUUAGGGAGAACGUUUGUCAGCCAAAUGUACAAACGCGAGUACCAAAAAUGUGUCAUGUAAAUGUUGAUGCGUGCAACUCUGGAAGUUGAAUAUUAUGUAAUACUUGAUUUGUUAUUUGUGUUUCCUAAUGUGAUAUUAAUUUGUUAAAAGUCAUUUUUAGGGUUGGGAUUUAUAAAGCAUAUACAUCUGCAGGUACAAUUUAUAAACUUAUUUAAAUAACCUUUAGUAUGAAUUACUCAAAUAUAUAUAUAUAUAUAUAUAUAUGUAUACUACAUUCUCAUCCUGCUAGUAAUGAACAGGACGUAAUUGCGAUUUUAGAAGAUAUUCAAAAAGACCUUUAAUUUUAUGAAUAUCAGGAAUUUUUAACUGAUAAAUUCUUGUAUGUAUUUCAACCAUUACAAAAACUGGCUUACGGUCUGAUUUUACCGCAAGUCCAUAAAAAGUGGCGACAUACAAAAAUACAUAUUUAAAUGUUUUUUUCGUAAAUGAAAAUAGACGGGCAAAAGUAUGUAUUUUCGAUUUUGAAGAUUAAUUUUAAUUGUGUAAAUAAAUUGAUGCGUAAUUAUUAAUUAAUGAACAAGCGAAAAAAUAUUUAUACCUGGAUUUGUCCAACCAAAUAAAUAACUGUUCAUGGAGUUUUUCUGCAUAAACUGCAGUUAACUUUGAGGUAGGAUUACGUUGUCCAACGACUUUGAGUCUGCAGCCAUAGUGCUCGUAUUAAUAACCUCCCAUUUAUGACUCAUGUGAUAGUAAUUAUUAACAUUUCGUCAUAUAAUGCAUAUAAUUAAAAACCGAUUUUUAGAGGGUAUUUGUAUUUAUAAAAGCGAAUUAUCAUUUUAUAUCUGGAUUGUGAUCAACAUUUUGUAAUUUGAACAAAGGAAGUAUAUUGCUUUUUUCAUAUAAUUGGUUUAACUUGUUGCUAUAUUAUAUUUAUAGAAUUUUGUAAUUUUUCAACUAUAUGUGCAUUAACAAAAGUUUGUUUUAAGGAAAAUGGUGUAAUAAAACGUACUUCUUUCUUAGUGUGAAAAAUUUGGUGAUAAUAUUGGCUCAUAUCUCAGCAUUGUGACAUUGAUUAAUGUGUACAACAUGUCUUUCAAAGAUAUACUAAGAUUUAAUUACUUUAUAUGUCCUGGUCAAAUCGAUUAAAUCAAUAGGCGGGUCCAGCCAGUGUAGACGUGCCUUGGCUGGUUUGUGCAUGAGGAAAUAGCCUCGCGCGUGUGCUCGCUCUGUGUGGACCCGCCUAAUGGUUAAUAAUUUCGCUGAAAUACUUCUGUAACAAUCAACUGGCGUGUAGAGCUCGCCAUAAAUUAUAAGCAUUGUAAUAAUGGUGGCCAAGUGGCUUCAGUGUUUACCUUGGCUCUCUUUGCAAAUUGUUACUCUAUGAAAAAGCUAUGAGAAUGCGGCGAACUCUGGAGGUUAAUAAUAAGCCACCUUAAUUACACCAUCCUAAUUGUUUCUGAUUUGUAUAAACUAUUCUUGUCAAUUAAACAUACAUUGGUUAUUUGGAAACUUACACCGAAUUCACCAUAAUGGUAAUUCUAAGGUUGUAAUCAUAAAGUAAUUUUAGUGUAGGUAGGUUUAACAAAUUAAUGGAUGAAAGUUACGAAUUGAACUAUUCUUUGAAGUUUUUAUUAGUUACUUGGAGUUUCCAUCAGUCAUCAAACUUUGUAUGAGAAGUAUUGUAAAAAUUAAAAGGAAAUUUCGUAUUGCAGUUCUGUAACAAUAUUGCUCAUUCUACUUCUUUAUUUAAGCCAUUUACAGCCGUAUUCAGUAAAUAAUUGCUAUGGUAGAUUAAUCCAACUAUGCAGUUGGGCUUAUUGAUGUGGUAAUUCAACACUAUAUACAUCCAUAUCUGCUGACUAUGAGUCAUGAGUGCGUUAAAUAAAUUUGCAUAUACCAUUACAUUUUGAUACAAGAAAGCACAUGACGAGACAUUGUUCUUCUUAUAGAAACGGCCACGUGUACAGGUCGCCAUCAGAUUUAUCUCGCAGUGAACGAGGUUCGGACCAAGUGCAUUACAUCUAAUAACGGCGUAAGACUAGAAGUGGGAGCCCUUCCGUCGUGACCACACCACACUUUCCCUUUGCUUUCUGGGAAAAGUGCGGACAUGGUGGAAGGGCUGUGUGGACAGGACACAUGUGUGAUCGUUGACUAGGCGCCGUUGUCCCACGGCCGCACUUACUCCGACUGACUUUGUAUGCGCUCGUUGUCUAAGCGUUAUAGGGCGCUGAUAUAUUUUAAACGAUAUGGUACAAAUAUCUUUAGAACGUCUGAACACGUGGUUGGAUAUAUAUGAAUUUUCCGCUUUUUUUAUUAUUUAUGCCAUUGCACAAGACAUACACGAUAAUUAUUAAUUAUUGAAAAUUACGAAUGAAUGGAAAACUUACUAAGACAAUUAAGUAAAGUUCUUAAUGCUAUAUAUUUACAGUAUUUAUCCAACAUUUAUUCUGAUAAUAACCUGUGUAGUUUUGUACGGAUACCUACUUAGAUAUUUUGUCCUCACUCACAUAAAACACAAAUGUCUAUCUAUCAUGUAAAAAAAACUAUGUUCACAGUAUUAGGUGCAAUAUUUUUUUUAUUAUACUUUGUGCAAUUUAUCAACUUUGUAUAUAUAUAUCGGGAUUACUUUAUUAUUUAUAGUUUUUCUGUGAAAUGACUUAUAGAGGUGUAUUCCGAGUUUAUUGGAAGAGCGUCAGGGCCUAGUGAAGAUGUGUAAAACUGUGUUUACAAUUCACUUAUAUGUAUAAAAUUGUCAAUAUGUAUGCUAUUGUUGCGAUUCUAUGCCGGCCAUAAACCGUUAUUUUUCUUUUUUUACUUGACAAUGUCAUGAUGGGGUCAGUUAAGUCUUCUAAUAGUUACGUUAAAAGCGCCCGCGGUGGACAAAAGAGUAAAAAGUGUACUGACCAUUAUUAACACGUUCGCUGCCAGUGCGCGCUUCGAGCGUACCUGAUGACGUGGUUGAACCCCUUUGUGGCGUAAAGCGCUUUCGAGAACAGAGAACCCGCCUACUACACAACCCGGUCGCUGGCAGUGAAUGUGUUAAAUCAUUGUGAUCAAAAUAGGUACAAUCAGCAGCAGAAAUAUUGUUAGUAAAAUAAGAGCUAGUUCAAAUAAUUUUGAGCUGUUUAUCAAUAUAUAGUCAACGAAUUUGAUUACUAGGCACCUUUGUACCUUAUCACAAUUUCAUUUUUUCGUUUAACCCCAAUAAUAAUAAAUUAAUAAUCAACGAGUCAUUAUCAUUACCGCUACUGCUUUGCAGGAAUAUCUAGAGGAAUAGCAUGUUAUAGUCACUGUGACAACGACAAGGUACAAAGUGAUCUAGGAUCCAAAUAGGUUGACGUCACUUGUAUCUGUUUUUGACUUGCGGCCCAAUUCGAACAAUGCGUAUAUGAUAUGUCAAUCGAUACGAUACCGAUCUGUUAGCGUCAUAAGUGUAAUUUUUUGGUUGAAGAAAUGUCGCUUUUAACAUUGACAGCUCGGUAACGUAUCCCUGUGACAUCUUAAAAGCAUUGCUCAAAUUAGGCCGUUGUAGGUACAUUAUACUUGUACAUGCUACUAAUGACGUUCUAAACUGAGAAACGAACAGAGAAACAGGCGUUAUACGUUGUUGCACAUUGAAUUGUGUAAUUUAAAUUUAUUUAUCAAUGUAAGUUAUAAAGUUAAUAUAAUGAGAUUUAUUCGAGUUAUUUUUGUAUUCAUGUCUUAUAAUUUUAUUAUGCUUAAAGAGUCCAAAAGUAGUUUCAGGAUGGAUGUAAUUUCUGUGAAGUAGAAGAUGUUUUUGAUCUCAAAGGCGAAUUUUAAAUUUUAAGAUAAAGUACCAUUAAAGUUAGGGGCAGCCAAAUCGGAUGCAUUCAAACACAACUAUUCCUUACAGUCGCCAUUUUAUGUAAAAUUAUAAUUGUAGUAUGUUUUAAUAAGUGUUAAUAAACAAACAAAUCAAC